GGUUAGUGUACCAUUCUGUUUAUGGAAAAGUAAAAGAAAACGGCAAAACAGUGUUAUCCAUCCACAGAACACAAUUAUCGCACAGAAAAAUCAUUGAAACAAAACCAACUCUCAAGAAUUGAAGAUGACAAUUAUGGUGAAGCAAUUGCAUCUUUCACAGAGUCAUUUUCUGUGUGAUCCUUUGUUAACAUCACCAAAAUCUACUGUUAAACGCAUUUUCUUGGCAUCCCUCGAAGCUCACAAACAUACCAAGAACACUUUAAAAUGCAUCCACAUUGAUUUCAAGGAAAUUUUGCAGUUUAGACAUCCUGCAGCAGCAUUAACCGUGACUAAUGCAUUGAUGAUGGCUACACCUUUAGACGCCUUGGCUCAAACAUGUGAAAGCAAUACUUCUGUCUUCAAUAUGCCAUUAUUGCUGCUUGUUGCCCUCAUUGGGGCCACCGUGGGAGGACUAGUUGCGCGUCAGAGAAAAGCGGAAUUGCAGAGGUUGAAUGAGCAGCUCCGCCAGAUUAAUGCGGCACUAAGAAGGCAAGCCAAAAUAGAGUCCUAUGCACCUGCCUUAAGUUAUGCUCCUGUUGGUACUAGUAGGAUUUCAGAAAGUGAAGUGAUUAUUGAUCCAAGAAAGCAGGAAUUAAUUUCUCACUUGAAAAGUGGAAAGACUUUUCUGAGGAAUCAAGCCCCAGAAAAGGCAUUUUUGGAGUUUAAAACAGCUCUUGAGCUUGCACAGGAUGUAAAAGACCCUAUAGAGGAAAAGAAGGCAGCAAGGGGCUUAGGGGCAUCAUUACAAAGGCAGGGCAAGUACAAGGAAGCCAUUGAAUACCACUCUAUGGUUCUUGAUAUCUCGGGAAGAAAUGGAGAGGAUUCCGGGAGCACAGAAGCUUAUGGAGCAAUAGCUGAUUGUUAUACUGAGCUUGGAGAUAUGGAACGAGCUGCAAAAUACUAUGAUGAAUACAUCGCGAGGCUACAGAGUGACUAAGUCAUCUACGGAAAGACUUGAGUAUAUUUCUCUUGCGGAAAUUUCUUUAUGUUCAUGCAUAGGGAGUAGAAUGUUUAGAGGUUAGGUCUUUUCUCUUGGUAUAUUUCUGUCUUGCAUACAUUAUUUACUGGUUUCUUCUCUGUAUUUAUUUGUUUGUUCCUUUUUU
Messenger RNA from Lycium ferocissimum, 1142 nucleotides. Its product is annotated as protein FLUORESCENT IN BLUE LIGHT, chloroplastic. Lineage: Eukaryota; Viridiplantae; Streptophyta; Magnoliopsida; Solanales; Solanaceae. The coding region runs from base 125 to 976 and encodes 283 amino acids. The transcript is spliced from 4 exons. Gene Ontology annotation, biological process: chlorophyll biosynthetic process. The record is from RefSeq and is a predicted model, not a curated record. Gene Ontology annotation, molecular function: protein binding.